Messenger RNA from Eutrema salsugineum, 623 nucleotides. RefSeq lists its product as uncharacterized. Bases 92 to 535 code for a protein of 147 amino acids. The record is from RefSeq and is a predicted model, not a curated record. Lineage: Eukaryota; Viridiplantae; Streptophyta; Magnoliopsida; Brassicales; Brassicaceae. The transcript has a single exon. Gene Ontology annotation, biological process: negative regulation of cell population proliferation.
ACAUACAAAACACACAUUCUAUAUUGAUGUGCUUCUAUGUACUGAUUUGGAUCAAUAUAUAGAACUGAGAACAUCAUCCACUAUUGAUUACAUGGAUGAUCAAAAGUUGUGGAAAGUUUCCAAGAAAGAUUCCAUCUUCGAAACGGCCCAUUUCUCUUCAAAACCCGUCGUCUUCACACGAAGCUUCUCAACAAAAAAUUCUUCUUCUUCUUCCUCUUCAAAACCCAUUUUCACACGAAGUUUCUCAACAAAACACACUUCGUAUUCGUCAUCAGAACCCAUCUUUAGACGGAGUUUCUCUGCAAAACCAACUCCUUCGAAAUCUCCGUUUCUGUCAAGAAGCGGUUCCACGACAACGAAAUGCCCAAAUGACGCUUCGUCUUCUUCUUCCAAGUGUUCCAUAUCUCGGAGCUUGUCUCAGAAAGGAGCUUCAGUGACCCGAAAGUGUCGUACUAAGGCCAAGGAGCACAAGUCCCGGUUCUACAUCAUGAAACGCUGCGUUUUGAUGCUCGUUUGUUGGCACAAACACGCCUGAGAGAUUCAAUAUUUGUGAAGAAAGAAGAUUAGGUUAAUUAAUUACAUUUCUUACUCGAUUUUUUACCCAUCCAUUAGUCUCUCUCUCU